AAGUGUCCGGACAGGAAGGGGGUGAAAGUGUCCGGACUGGAAGGGGGGGAAAGUGUCCGGACUGGAAGGGGGGGAAAGUGUCCGGACUGGAAGGGGGGGAAAGCGUCCGGACUGGAAGGGGGGGAAAGCGUCCGGACUGGAAGGGGGGGAAAGCGGCCGGACUGGAAGGGGGGAAAGCGUCCGGACUGGAAGGGGGGAAAGUGUCCGGACUGGAAGGGGGUAAAAGUGUCCGGACAGGAAGGGGGUGAAAGUGUCCAGACUGGAAGGGGGUGAAAGUGUCCAGACUGGAAGGGGGGGAAAGUGUCCGGACUGGAAGGGGGGAAAGUGUCCGGACUGGAAGGGGGGAAAGUGUCCAGACUGGAAGGAGGUGAAAGUGUCCGGACUGGAAGGGGGGGAAAGUGUCCAGACUGGAAGGGGGGUGAAAGUGUCCGGACUGGAAGGGGGGGGGGGUAAGUGUCCGGACUGGAAGGGGUUAAAUAGGAGGAACUGAUAGGCUGUAGUGAUGGGCACUGAUAGGUGGCACUCAUGAGGAGGCACUGAUAGGCUGUAGUGAUGGGCACUGAUAGGUGG
Messenger RNA from Staurois parvus, 570 nucleotides. NCBI's taxonomy places the organism in Eukaryota, Metazoa, Chordata, Amphibia, Anura, Ranidae. The record is from the annotation of a GenBank genome assembly.